UCGGCUCUGGGCUGCAGCGUUAUCGACGCCCAAUGCUGAUAAGUCAUAAGUCAUAACUCUAACAAAAGCCAGCAGAAACGCGCAAGGUAUACAAAGACACAGGAAUUGAAGACAUCUCUAUUGGAGUUCCAUUCUGCGAGUAGGCAUCUAGCUAUGAUACUCGCAGUUCUAUUCGCCAACUCUGAAGGGAACAUCCUUGUUGAACGAUUCAAUGGAGUUCCAGCUGAGGAAAGGCUGCAUUGGCGAUCUUUCUUAGUCAAACUAGGAGCUGAAAAUCUUAAAGGUGUGAAGAAUGAAGAACUCCUUGUUGCUUGCCACAAGUCAGUUUACAUUGUUUACACUGUGCUUGGGGAUGUCAGCAUCUAUGUUGUGGGCAAGGACGAAUAUGAUGAACUAGCCUUGUCAGAGGUGAUCUUCGUCAUAACCUCCGCUGUAAAGGACGUAAUCGGGAAACCUCCCACUGAGCGCCUUUUCCUGGACAAGUAUGGAAAAAUAUGCUUGUGUCUGGAUGAAAUUGUUUGGAAGGGAUACCUGGAGAACACAGAAAAGGAGAGAAUCAAGAGAAUGAUAAGGCUAAGGCCUCCAACUGAAUUUUGAUCAGAUACUUUUGGCUGUAACCAGCGAUUGGAGAAUGGAAAAGAAUCACAUGGUCUGACGGACCAGAAUGUAUCACAGGAGUGUGUAGUAUGUUUUUCAAGCUUUGGGAAGGCUUAGUUUUAUCAGUUUAAUGGAGAGAUUUCGUGAUUUUGUGUGAGACAGAAGCAAUGUAGUAGUUUCCCGAUUUCUAUAUUUCGAACAAUGCCAAUCUCAUGUAUUCUAUGCCUGCUACAAUGUCUGAAGCAACAGCCUUUUGUGGAGCAUUACAUAUUACAUUAUUACAUAACAUUACCAUACUUCUCUUA
This is a messenger RNA of Argentina anserina (silverweed cinquefoil), 902 nucleotides long. RefSeq lists its product as uncharacterized. Lineage: Eukaryota; Viridiplantae; Streptophyta; Magnoliopsida; Rosales; Rosaceae. Gene Ontology annotation, cellular component: COPI vesicle coat. The record is from RefSeq and is a predicted model, not a curated record. Gene Ontology annotation, biological process: intra-Golgi vesicle-mediated transport; retrograde vesicle-mediated transport, Golgi to endoplasmic reticulum; intracellular protein transport. The transcript has 5 exons. Bases 154 to 597 code for a protein of 147 amino acids.